AGUCAACUAGCUUGCCUUGAAUGUUUCCAGGUUCGGUAGACAAGCAAGAGGAACGAGGCGCUUCACAGAAGGUCGAGUGAUCUGUUUGGUCCUUUUUAGAUCCGCCUAUCAACACGCCCUUGUUCUUGGAAUAAAUAUCGAAGACCAUGGAGACAGAAAUCGAUCAGCAGGAGGAAACCUCAUUUGGCAACACAGAAACUAAUGGUAAGCGUCCUGCUGAGGAUGCAGAUGAGCAUAAAUCAUUCAAGCGCUCCAGGAACUCUGAUGAAAUGGUUGAGCUGCGCAUUCUCCUGCAGAGCAAAAAUGCUGGAGCUGUAAUUGGAAAAGGUGGCAAAAACAUUAAAGCUCUUCGCUCAGAUUACAAUGCCAGUGUGUCAGUCCCAGACAGCAGUGGGCCUGAGCGAAUCCUGAGCAUCAGUGCAGACAUUGAGACUGUUGGUGAAAUCCUGCUGAAGAUUAUCCCGACAUUGGAAGAGUACCAGCAGUACAAUGGCAUGGAUUUUGACUGUGAGCUGCGUCUGCUGAUCCACCAGAGCCUGGCUGGCUCAAUCAUCGGGGUAAAGGGAGCCAAAAUCAAAGAGCUCCGUGAGAACACAAAGACCAGCAUCAAGCUGUUUCAGGAGUGCUGUCCUCAGUCGACAGAUCGAGUUGUGCUUGUUGGUGGUAAAAGUGAACGGGUGGUGGAAUGUGUCAAGACUAUGUUGGAGCUCAUCUCUGAAGCACCCAUCAAGGGCCGCACACAGCCGUACGACCCUAACUUUUACGACGAAACGUAUGAAUACGGCGGUUUUACCAUGUUCGAGGAACGAGGGGGCGGUCGCAGGCUCAUGGGAAGUUUCCCCAUGCGAGGAAGCAGGUCUAGCGGUGACCGCGGGUACGAUCGAAUGCCUUCCAGCAGGGUGGGGCGGGGUCCGCUGCAUCCUUCCCGGCGUGACUAUGAUGACAUCAGUCCCCGUCGAGGUCCUCCUCCUCCUCACCACAGUAGGGUUGUCAGGCCGAGCGGCCGUUCUCGCAACAUGCCCAUGGGACACCCACACAGAGGAGGAGAUGAUCGUUACUAUGAUUCGUACCGUGGCUCAGAUGAAAGGUCAAAUGACAGAAGAAGCAGACCGGAUCGCUAUAGCGAUAAUAUGAGUGGUGGAUAUGACAACAGUUCUUCUUGGGAUAGCUACCAGUCAGGUGGACGUGGCUCCUAUAAUGAUAUGGGUGGCCCUGUCAUCACCACACAAGUGACCAUACCUAAAGAUCUGGCUGGCUCCAUUAUUGGUAAGGGAGGUCAAAGGAUCAAGCAGAUUCGGCAUGAAUCUGGAGCUUCCAUCAAGAUCGAUGAACCUUUGGAAGGUUCUGAGGACCGAAUCAUUACCAUUACGGGCACACAGGAUCAGAUCCAGAAUGCCCAGUACCUUCUACAGAACAGUGUGAAGCAGUACUCUGGUCACUUGCUGUAAACCCAAGGAGGCUCAGAUUGGACCAGACACAGAGUGACUAUUAUUCUGGAUUGUGGAUUUUUUUUAGGUUUAUUUUUAUAUAUUUUUUUAAUUAAUUCAAUGUCCAACAUUCCUUUCCACCGAGGAAAAAUUACCAGUAGAUUGACAUUUUUAAGAGUGUAGUACAAUAGCUAAAACUGAUUUUUUUUUUUUUUCUUUUUUCUAACACUCAUAUCAAAAUAUCUGACUUCCUCCAGAUAGAAAUGGCUAUACAUUUUCUCAUGGUUGUAUGUUUUCAUGCCUAAAUGUGUAUGUUUGUGUUGGCAAAGGUUUCCAUGAGUGUAUGUGCCGGUGCAGCUGUGUAUCAUAUGGCAGUGUGGGAGUUUGAAUGGUUCGUCUGACUUGUCACUCAUUUUUUUUUCUCAGCAACAUGAACUGGGUCUUUUUGUAGAGCUUUGAGGAACUUGACCUUGCUGAUUGGGUUUUGCUGGGUUUUGUGGGAGUUGAGCAUACAGCAAAUUCACAAGUCUAUUUGUAUGAAUUCAGUUGUUCUGUGACGAGAGAGAAUCAUUUGAGUAAUUUCAAAAAUCUAAACAUAUUUGUAGUUAAACAUUUGUCAUAGACUUUUUUUUGGAGAGUAUUAAAAAAAACUAUAUUCAGAUUUUUUUUUUCUUCUUGUAUUGUUUUUUUUUUUCUCUUUCUGUAUUUUUUCCCAUAAACGUGUGCUCUCCAUUAUAUUGACUUCACAUUGUCAAGUUCUAAGACAAAUAAAGCUGAUGCCACUUUUUACUGAA
Messenger RNA from Oryzias melastigma (Indian medaka), 2221 nucleotides. RefSeq names its product heterogeneous nuclear ribonucleoprotein K (gene hnrnpk). Gene Ontology annotation, molecular function: mRNA binding. The transcript is spliced from 17 exons. Gene Ontology annotation, biological process: regulation of transcription by RNA polymerase II; regulation of mRNA splicing, via spliceosome. Gene Ontology annotation, cellular component: cytoplasm; nucleus. Bases 147 to 1448 code for a protein of 433 amino acids. NCBI's taxonomy places the organism in Eukaryota, Metazoa, Chordata, Actinopteri, Beloniformes, Adrianichthyidae. The record is from RefSeq and is a predicted model, not a curated record.